Anopheles arabiensis is the source of this 4638-nucleotide messenger RNA. It is a transcript of the gene Dd, whose product is annotated as CTD nuclear envelope phosphatase 1 homolog. The record is from RefSeq and is a predicted model, not a curated record. The transcript is spliced from 6 exons. Gene Ontology annotation, molecular function: protein serine/threonine phosphatase activity. The coding region runs from base 819 to 1556 and encodes 245 amino acids. Lineage: Eukaryota; Metazoa; Arthropoda; Insecta; Diptera; Culicidae.
GUGAAUCGGCGAGAGCAGGGCGAAGAAGAGGAAGAAAAAGCUGCUAGCUUUCAUUUGCGGCGCCCCGACAGAGCGGCAUAUUUUCUUCCCUAAUCCAAUUGAACUGAAAACUCAAGAAACAGGCAGCAAAGCAAAGCCGAACUGAUCUGUGCAAAUUUAGUCGCCCGAUUCCGCUGCACGUUUGGCCCGUGGUGUGGCGCGCGUGUGUAGUGUGUGUGUGCGUGUACGUGUACGUUUGCAAAAAGACGUCCACACGGAGGAAAGAUCCCUUUCCCUCUGCAUAACAUGGUGACUUUUUGCGCGUUGGAACUGCAUACGUACGAUAAACAAUUUCAGCUAUGUUCGCCCCAAGCAGGUGUGAAAGAAUGAACGUACAUAAUUAGUGAAAAACUGAAACGACACGUGUGGAACAAACACAAAAAAGUGCGUCUCCUCUCCCUGUCCGUAACGUGCGUGCGCGACUGGCCCGCGUGAGUUUGUGUGUGAGGAAGUGUAACUGUGUGUAGUGAUUAGAAGCCGGUUCCGGAUUUGCCAGGAUACUCGACACCGGUACCACCAGAUUGUUUUGGCUGGACGCGUAACGACGAACACAAGACCGACCUGCUGGACUGGAAAGCAAUACGAAAACGAACGAACAGUGUAUCGCUGGCUUAGCAAUCGCGUCUUCCCAGCUGCGCAGAGCAGGAGUAGGAGGAGGACGAGAAGGAGCCGGGUGGCCAUCACCUCACCGUACCAUUAUUAGCACCAUAUCCGUUGGAAGCUGUUGCAGAACGCCGCUGCCAACUCUCUUUAUGCACUGACCCUCGGUGGCUGUGAAGAUGCCAAUGUUGUCACACUUUCAAAUGAACUUUCGCGUGUUUCUCGUACUGGCGUCGAAGUUAUGGACAUGCAUCUGCUUCAUGUUCAAGCGGCAGGUUCGGGCGUUUGUACAGCAUCAACCGGUGAGGUAUCAGCUGUUCCCGCUGUCGCCGGUCUCCCGCCACCGGCUGAGCAUGGUCCAGCGGAAGACGCUUGUGCUGGACCUGGACGAGACGCUCAUACACUCCCACCAUGACGCGAUGCCGCGCAACACGGUCAAGCCGGGGACGCCGCACGACUUCACGGUCAAGGUGACGAUCGAUCGACAUCCGGUGCGCUUCUUCGUGCACAAGCGGCCCCACGUCGAUUACUUCCUGGACAUUGUUUCACAAUGGUACGAUUUGGUCGUGUUUACCGCCAGCAUGGAGAUUUACGGUGCAGCCGUAGCCGAUAAGCUGGACAACGGACGCAACAUCCUGCGACGGCGCUACUACCGACAGCACUGUACGCCCGACUUUGGCUCGUACACCAAGGACCUGUCGGCGAUAUGCAGCGAUCUUAAUAGAAUAUUCAUCAUCGACAACUCACCGGGUGCAUACCGAUGUUUCCCCAACAACGCAAUACCGAUCAAAUCGUGGUUCUCCGAUCCGAUGGACAUUUGUCUGCUGUCACUGUUGCCACUGCUGGACGCGCUAAGGUUUACGAACGAUGUGCGAUCGGUGCUGUCCCGCAAUCUACACCUUCACCGUUUGUGGUAGCAGAAUUUAACUAAUUUUUUAUGGUGCGCUGUGAGACUUCUAAAAUCUUACAAAUACUUUUUUAUUUUAUUCUAAUCUUAUGAUUACUUACCGGUCUAGUGAAGGGAUUGUGUGUGUAUGUGUCUGUGAGAGUUCUACUUCUGAGUACGGCGUGAAACAAAAGCGUUAGUAGAACGGAAUGCAUGCAAAGACCAUCGUCCUCUCCGGGUUGUGUUUUUAGCACAGCCGAAGAUGGUAAAAAGUAUCAUCGAAAGGGGGAAGGGAUAGGGUAUAUGCUCUUCUCCAACUGUACUGUACCCGUAUACCCGACAAACUUCCUACGUGUGUUACGUAGCUUAUUGACAGGCUAACACCACACACCCACCACCACUCCUCCUUGCUGCAAACGCAAAGCGGUACCGGGGUGGUACAACACACCCUAUUUAAGGUUAACGAAUCGUGGUGGACAUCGAAAAAAAUUAAUGCCAAGCUGCUGGUACUAGAAUGGUGCGCAUAUAUAGCGAGGGAGAGGGAGAGCGAACUCUGCUACUAUUGCUAGUGAUGAAUUCUAGUAAGAAAAAAAAGUGGUGUGUCAAGCAUUUGGUAUGAUUCCUACAUUUCAAGGUAAUCGCUUCAAACGCGUGAAGAUUGUAAAGCACACCUUGGAAGGUAUCCUCGCGGAAGGGAAAGGGUGUGUGCUACAACAGUAGGGGAAAGGAGUAGGAGAGAGAGAGUGUAUUUGCUAAAUAUGUUUUGUUAUUAUUUUAUCGUCAACCGAUCAACUUCAAGCCAAUGGUUAGUACCAUGAUAACCAUUAGGAUGAGCGCUUUUUCGUUUGAAGGGUUCCCGAAAACCACAUCCUAAACCGCGGCGGUGAGCAUCCUCCACACUCGUGUUUGGAUUACCUUUUUUUGAAAAUAUUGUGUGUAAAAUAGUAGUUUAUAGUUCCAAUCGUUUUUGGAUAUGAUUAUUUGUACGAGGCUCUCCUUUUUUUUUUUUUUUGUUAUUCAAUCAACUAAAGUGCGCUAUGUUACGUUUUCGCUUUGUUGUGAAUAAAAAAACGAAUAAAAAAACGAAAAACAAAAUCCCGAUUUGAAAGGACGCCGGGAGGAAUUCGAUUCAAAGCUAAACCAAUAAGAAAAUCACGAUGUAUUAUUGGACAAAACUGUAGCUGUACAGGGCUCGCGCGCGCUUUCUAUAAUCAAACAUAGUUAAUUUUCUACGAAAAUUAGCAAUUAGCACGGUUAAGUUCUGCGUUUUUCUGGAGGGGACUGUUGUGUUUGAUCAAACGCCUCCAACAUAUAAAGUUACGUUCACUUUCAAUGAAAGCGAUCAACGGGGGGCGCUAAAUCAGUAUCUAUAACCACCGCCCGCCGCGUGUAUGAAGUAAUCGAUGUGUGAGUAACAAUCAAGAAACUGCAUCGAAAAUCGUCACCCUUUGCCCUCUCGCUGCGUGUGACAGCGCAACAGCAAUUUGCGUCCUGAGACAGCAGCUUACAGGCCGCCCAUUCUGCGCGCUACCAUCAUUAGCUAUAAGAUUUCAAUCGCGAAAGAGACAUUCUCAGCAGCUUCAAAUGUGGUGUAGCCAUACGGGAGGGUAUGAGGAAAUCGCUAUCACAAAAGCUAUCGUCGCGAAAUAGCUAAUUUAAUUUGCUCAAUCAGUCGCAGCAAUAUUUGGCGAUAAAGAGAACGGUUGGCAGAACUUACGGUAUUGCGUCCAAAGACAGACAGACAGAGGGAGAUAGAGAGAAAGAGAGUAUGGAUUGUUCGUGAAUAUUACUCAGUAUAUGGAUGGUUUUAAUGCUUCCGUGUUGUAUCUAUCUUUUGAACUGGAUAGUAACUGGAUUUGUUCGUUACAUUUUGAUCCACUUUUCAUGGUCAGACUCCAUUUUGAUUUUAGUAAAUUUUGUUUGCUUGAUUUACGUGUUUGCAAAACGAAACGGAAAAUACAAAAGACACCGAUUGGCUCAUCUUAAACCUGUAAACGAUGCCCAAUUACACCAUCAAAAGAAGAACACUUGAGAAAAAGGAGGAAACAAACAUGUAUUUACAUAUAAGUGAACGACACACGGUACAAAUGAAGUAAGCAAAAGAAACACACACACACAAACAAUAUCAUGACGUAAGUUCGCCGGCACAAUGUUGUGCGUGCGUAAUGAUGAUGAUGAAGACGAUGAUGCUGCAGAUGUAAGCAUAACAUCUAAGCAAAUUAAGUAAGCGUAAAAAAAUCACACCCAAACACAAACACACUCAACGCGCAAUCCAAAGAGAACGUGCAGAGGAAAUAUGUAUGCGAAAUUAGGAUGAACAACACAAACACAUGAUGAGCAUAGGGGAAAAGGGAAGGAAGCAGCAGCAGUUGUUACACAAUGUGUUGCGAUAUCGGUUUGUUUGCACAUGUAUAAAAUGAAACACCAGUACAUACCGCCCCCGCCCAGCCCGCGCCAAUCCAUCCGGUCAGCCGGUUUUGGGUUUUGAUAAAAGAUCAAGAAAAGUGUAACCAUAAACCGGAUACAUUCAUUGCAUUUUCUUUUGAAAAAUAGAACCGUUUUCUAACACACGCAACGCAGAGAAAAUGUGGCAAGCGGCACCACACACAUGUAUUUCCCAUUCAUCGUCAGUCAGCCAAGUCAGAAAGGCAGCAGAUACUCUUGUGUGUUUAUGGAUGCGAAGUACUGCAAAGUACUGCUGAUAAAACCAGAAACCAGAAGGUACCAGAGUGACAAAAACAAAGGUGUUAAUGCACACAUACAGAGAGAGACAUUCAAAUGAGCUCUCGAGAUAGAACGAUGAUGCCUGCUGGGCAUGUCGAAAUAGACAACAGAUUGUAAAUAGUACUUGUUAGCAUGAUGAUUGAAAACGUGUGUGCAAACAGAAGCACAUUUAACCGUAAGCGAAGCAUGUGAAAGGAGCAAACAAACUCGACAACAACGCAUACCUAGAGGGGGGAGAGCAUUAAAAAGCAUUAGGACAUACCGGCAACACACACACACACACAAACACAGUACAGAAAGAUGGCGAAGCUGGGCACACAUUUGUGAGGACGAAAAUGGAGCGGUGGAAAGCAAAAAUCUGGAAAAACAAUAGAACGUAAUGGAAUGUA